Molecule: messenger RNA, 1869 nt
Organism: Penicillium soppii
Lineage: Eukaryota; Fungi; Ascomycota; Eurotiomycetes; Eurotiales; Aspergillaceae
Gene: osm1
Product: putative fumarate reductase Osm1
Exons: 2
Coding region: 1-1869 (622 amino acids)
Molecular function (GO): FMN binding; oxidoreductase activity
Source: RefSeq, a predicted model, not a curated record
AUGGCUCCUCAAGUAAUUGUGGUCGGUGGUGGACUCUCCGGUCUUAGUGCCGCCCACACCGUUUACCUGAACGGCGGAAACGUCGUUGUUCUCGACAAGCAGGCCUUCUUCGGCGGUAACUCCACCAAGGCCACCUCCGGUAUCAACGGUGCCCUCACUCGCACCCAGACCGACCUCGGCAUCCAAGAUAGCGUCAAGCAGUUCUACGAUGACACCCUCAAGUCCGCCCGUGACAAGGCCCGCCCCGACCUGAUCAAAGUCCUCACCUACAAGUCCGCCGCCGCCGUUGAGUGGCUACAAGAUGUCUUCAACCUCGACCUCACCCUCGUUUCCCGCCUCGGUGGUCACACCCACCCCCGCACACAUCGUGGUCACGAUGCCAAGUUCCCCGGUAUGGCCAUCACCUACGCUCUCAUGGAGCGUCUGGAGACCCUUGCCGACAAGGAGCCCGGCCGCGUUCAAAUCAUUAAGAAGGCCAACGUCACCUCCAUUAACAAGUCCGGAAACAACGUCACCGGUGUGACCUACUCUGUCAACGGCGAGGAAAAAUCUAUUGAUGGUGUUGUCGUCCUUGCUACCGGUGGCUACGCCGCUGACUUCGGCGACACUUCUCUCCUCAAGAAGCACCGUCCCGAUACCUUCGGUUUGUCCUCCACCAACGGCACCCAUGCCACCGGUGACGGCCAAAAGAUGCUCAUGGCCAUCGGCGCCAACGGCAUCGACAUGGACAAGGUCCAAGUCCACCCCACAGGUCUCGUUGACCCCAAGGACCCAACCGCCAAGUUCAAGUUCCUGGCCGCUGAAGCCCUCCGUGGUGAAGGUGGUCUCCUUCUCAACGCAGACGGCAACCGGUUCUCCGACGAGCUCGGCCACCGCGACUACGUCUCAGGCAAGAUGUGGGAAGAGAAAGAAAAGGGCAAAUGGCCCAUCCGCCUCGUUCUCAAUAGCAAAGCAUCCAAGGUCCUCGACUUCCACACACGCCACUACUCCGGUCGCGGCCUGAUGAAGAAGAUGACCGGCGCCGAGCUCGUCGCUGAAAUCGGCUGCGGAGAAGCAGCCAUCAAGAAGACCUUCGACGAGUACAACCUCAUCGCCGAAGGCAAGAAGAAGGACCCCUGGAACAAGCGUUUCUUCCACAACAUGCCUUUCUCCCUGGACGACGAGUUCCACGUCGCUCUCAUGGAGCCCGUUCUCCACUUCACCAUGGGCGGCAUCGAGAUCAACGAGCACGCUCAAGUCCUGAACAGCGAACAGAAGCCCUUCGACGGCCUCUACGCCUGCGGUGAACUCGCAGGCGGUGUCCACGGCGCCAACCGCCUUGGAGGAUCCUCCCUCCUCGGCUGUGUCGUCUACGGCCGUGUGGCCGGUGACUCUGCCUCCCAGCACCUCUUCCAAAAGCUCAUCACUGGUGGCGCGGGCUCAGCUUCUAGCCGUCUUGGCCAGAUCUCCCUCCACAUUGACCCUAACACCCCCGGCAAGAUUGCCGUCGAGUGGGGUUCCGCCGGUGGCUCCCUCCCUGCUCUCGCUACGGCCCCGGCCCCCGCUGCCGAUGCUGCUGGCGCCGCUCCCCAGGAAGCUGCCAAGUCCGACCCUGCAAACUUCAAGAUCCCCGAGACAGAAUACAGUAUGGAAGAAGUUGCUAAGCAUAACACGAAAGAGGAUCUCUGGAUCGUUGUCAAGGGUGUUGUGCUCGAUGUGACGAAUUGGUUGGAUGAGCACCCUGGUGGCGCUAACGCGCUUUAUAACUUCAUGGGUCGUGAUGCCACAGAGGAAUUCGCUAUGUUGCACGACGAUGAAGUCAUUCCUAAGUAUGCGGGCCACAUUGUUAUUGGUCGUGUCAAGGGCCAGACUCCUAGUCUUGAGCUUUAG